AUGGAGUCCUUUUCUGGUUCUGACAAUAUAAGAGCAGCGGCAAAGGCCUUGAAUCUCAAGCAACGUGAGUUAGAAAAUCAGCAUGAGGAAUUGCGUGCCCUUCUGCUUGCCCAAGGUAUUUCUCCUGAUAGUGCAGGCUGUGUGAUGGAAGCGGUGACAAGGUCUUCUCAAAAGGCUUCUUCCGUUCUUUUCUAG
This is a messenger RNA of Prunus armeniaca (apricot), 195 nucleotides long. The record is from the annotation of a GenBank genome assembly. Lineage: Eukaryota; Viridiplantae; Streptophyta; Magnoliopsida; Rosales; Rosaceae.